Orycteropus afer afer is the source of this 1152-nucleotide messenger RNA. RefSeq names its product pentatricopeptide repeat domain 2 (gene PTCD2). Gene Ontology annotation, biological process: regulation of mRNA processing; multicellular organism development; mitochondrion organization. Gene Ontology annotation, cellular component: mitochondrion. The record is from RefSeq and is a predicted model, not a curated record. NCBI's taxonomy places the organism in Eukaryota, Metazoa, Chordata, Mammalia, Tubulidentata, Orycteropodidae. Gene Ontology annotation, molecular function: RNA binding; protein binding.
AUGGCUGCUGUAUUUCACCCCUCCGAGCGAAUCCUGCUACAGGCGCUGCGAAGUUGGGGACAUCCUUGGGUGGGCGGCUCUGGUUUCUGCUGCUGCCGGUGCCCUCUCGGAGCUAAAAGAUACCUACUCACAGAUAAUAUUAUGAAAUUAAAAGAAUUUCAGUGUAAGAAGGUGGCUAUUGCACAUAAUCUCCCUGGCACCAAAGAAACCUAUUUGAGAAACUUGGAAGAGAAACUGACCCAGAACAAACUCAUCUUGAAGGAGGAGUUGAAAACCUUGCUUCAUUUGUGUGACUCCCGGGAUGAUAUGCAGCUGGCUAAAAAUGUCAUUUACAGGUAUCAUGCAGAGAACAGAAAUGUCAGUCUUGAGGAAUAUAAGUUUGGACCACUGUUCAUGAGGAUCUGUUACGAAUUGGACCUUGAGGAAUCUGCCCUGGAGCUCAUCAAAGAUCAGAGUUUACAAGGCUUCUUUUCAGACUGCACAUCAUUCAAUAUUUUGAUGGACAUGUUAUUUAUCAAAGGCAAAUAUAAAAGUGCAUUGGAAGUACUGAUAGAAAUGAAAAACCAAGAUGUGAAAUUCAGCAAAGAUACCUAUGUCCUUGCUUUUGCAAUUUGCUACAAACUGAACAGCCCUGAGUCAUUUAAAAUUUGUACUACAUUAAGAGAAGAAGCCCUAAUUAAAGGAGACGUUCUCUCCAGGAGAGCAUCCUGUUUCGCUGUGGCAUUAGCUCUGAAUCAGAACCAAGUGGCAAAAGCUAUGUCCAUUUUUUCUCGAAUCAUGAAUCCAGAAAGCAUAACCUGCAUUAAUUUAAAUAUAAUUAUCCAUAUCCACGCAAAUAUGUUGGAAACGCUGAUGGCAAUACUAAAGGAUGCUGUAGAAGGAAAUUUAUCAAGUUUUGUGAAAAGACAUGAGUUUUCAGAAGAAGUGCUAGCCUCAGUGAGGGAAAAAGUGAAGGAUGUCCCUGGCCUCCGGGCCAAAUUUGAUGAGAUCUAUGGAAAAUUGCAGAUAUCUGGCCAGGUCACCACUCAUACUUUGGAUGCUAUGCUGUGCCAUACCCCCAGGGACAAGACAGCCCACAUGGAGCUGUUAAACAAGAGGACAAUCGGCCAUCAGACUUUCCAGCCACUCAGCCAGUCCCUUUUGACUGAGUAA